ACCUCACUAGUUUAAUGUAAGAUGGUGGUUAGGAGGCACUAACGCUCUACAGAGAAGCUAUAAGAAACAAGGCUUGGUGUUUUCGCAGCAAAUCACACAGGAGCAGGGACAAACCACCCGGGGAAAUUAUAUUGUGACCUGUUGUGCUAAACCUGGGCUGCUCAGAUAGAUUUGAUUUGCUGUGAGUCUGAUACAGAUAGACAGGCUCUGCAUCUACACUGUGAGAACACCCCCCCUCUUUUCUCCACGCUGUGCCAUAGGAUGUCCCGCAGCCCUGAGGUGAAGGAGGACCCCAUGGAGUGCCCGCUGUGCAUGGAAUCAUUGGAGAUUGAUGACGUCAAUUUCUUCCCUUGCACCUGUGGCUAUCAGAUCUGCCGCUUCUGCUGGCAUCGCAUACGCACAGAUGAGAACGGCCUCUGCCCGGCCUGCAGAAAGCCUUAUCCAGAAGACCCUGCAGUAUACAAACCUCUCUCUCAAGAGGAACUUCAGAAGAUAAAGAACGAGAAAAAGCAGAAGCAGAAUGAGCGGAAGCAGAAGAUCACAGAGAACCGCAAGCAUCUCUCCAGUGUGCGAGUCGUCCAGAGAAACCUGGUGUUUGUGGUGGGCCUUUCGCAGAGACUCGCUGACCCAGAGGUCUUAAAAAGGCCGGAGUAUUUCGGGAAGUUUGGGAAGAUCCAUAAGGUGGUCAUCAAUAACAGCACUUCUUAUGCUGGCUCACAGGGUCCUAGUGCCAGUGCCUACGUCACUUACAUUCGAUCAGAAGAUGCCCUCCGAGCUAUACAGUGUGUUAACAAUGUUGUAGUAGAUGGCAGAACACUUAAGGCUUCUUUAGGUACAACAAAAUACUGCAGUUAUUUUCUGAAAAGCACGCAGUGCCCCAAACCAGACUGCAUGUAUCUUCACGAGCUGGGAGACGAAGCUGCUAGUUUCACGAAAGAAGAAAUGCAGGCAGGGAAACAUCAGGAAUAUGAACAGAAACUCUUACAGGAGCUCUACAAAACAAACCCCAGCUUCCUGCAGAGCUCGACAGGGGCAGGGGAGAAGACAAAGGGCAAAUCAUGCACAUCACAGAGUUCCAGUAGUAACAACAAAGAAGCUUGGCCUUCGUUACAAACCACAGGAAAGACGCCCAAUGGGCUUCCAGAACACUAUAAGACCCCACCCCUAGAUGGCAGCUCAGACUCUGAAAACAUGACUCCAGACGGUCUGGACACAGAACUGGGCCUUGGCUCCAUCACUGGCCUGCCUCCCUUCACGUCAGACUGUGACCCUGUCAGCCCAACUAACAGACCUACAGAUUCCAUCGGUCUAAGUAACGGAGAAACAUCACAAAUUUCCGGCAAAGACUCUCCAUCGCCUCCUCCUGGCCUGUCCAAGCCGUCUCUAGUGGUGCCUCUCUGUGUAGCAGGGCUGACAGUACGGUCGCCUUUCGAAGGAGCCGCAGCGGAGUCACAGUCGCUCUUUUCAGACAACAGCAACUUCCGGCACCCCAAUCCCAUCCCCAGCGGCCUGUCCGGCUUUUCCAGUUCCCUUCACAGCAACUCUGACUGGCCCACUGCCCCAGAACCACAGAGCCUCUUCACGUCAGAUACCAUACCAGUGGCGUCCUCUACGGACUGGCAAGCAGCCUUUGGCUUUGGCUCUUCUCCAAAGCAACAGGAUGACGACCUUGGCUUUGACCCCUUUGACGUCACCCGUAAGGCAUUGGCGGACCUAAUAGAGAAAGAGCACUCGGUGCAAGACCAAGCCUCCUUACUAAUGCCCGGCACAAAAUCAGUGCCAGUCUUCCCUCAUGGGCCUAUACUGGGCCCAACCCACAACGCCCCCUCCAUGAAAGUCCCACUUCAGCUCCCCACGUCUUCACACUUUGCCACAAACUCCAGCUUGCCCUCGCGGGGGUUCUCCCAGCUCCCACACCGCCCUGUCUACAACUCCUUCAGCUUUCCCGGCCAGACGCAGACCUCUCGUCAUAGUUGGAUGGGCAUGCCCAUGCGCAAUAAUCUCCCACAUUUGAAUCACCUCGGAACCCCCUCUACCGCACAGCACAGCAGCUAUUUGGACUUGAACCUGAUGCCACAACAACAACAUCAUCACAAUAUGGGGCUCGGAGGUAUUCAUAUGACAGAAAACAGCACCUCAGUAGAAAGUCUAAAUGUGAAGGAGUGGCAGGAUGGACUCAGAGCACUUUUACCCAACAUCAACAUCAACUUUGGUGGACUGCCCAGCUCCUCAUCUUCAUCCUCCUCCUCGUCCAGUGUGAACCACACAGGCGGAAUCUCACACAGCCUUAGCUGGGACGGCACAACCAGCUGGAAGGACCCUGCCAUCAUCACAGGUAUCCCAGUAUCCUCAGGCAACAGUCUAGACUCUCUGCAGGAUGACAAUCCUCCCCACUGGCUCACAUCCUUGCAGGCACUCACAGAGAUGGAUGUCCCUUCCGGCUCCACAGUGCCCCCUCAGCCCCAACACAAUAGCCCUUUCGGAUCCCAGUUCCCCCACAGAGCUGGCUGGACCCCUUAUCCAACCCCAGCCAUGGCCAACCCCGCCACCCAGUUCCACUCACCUCCCCCAGGAUUCCAGACCGCCUUCAGAGCCUCAGCACAGGCCUCCACAGAUCUGCUACAGAGUGCUGGCAUGGACCGACAUUAGGAACUGUGAAAACCUAUUCCCCUUACCCGAAGAACAGCCAACAAACACUGCAGAUGAAUCAGUACAAAGCUAUUAACAAAAUAACAAGAUCAUGUAUUAUUUUCUCUCUUCAUAUUGCGCUCAUUUUUAUCCCGGAUUUGUGUUUCUUUUGGUUGAGUUUUCCUUUUUUUUUUUUGCCGAAGUGCUCUGUUCCAGCUUUCCCAUAUCAAACGGUCUCUUAAUAAGCCAGUUGUCACAGAAAAGUAGUUUUCGGCAGGUAUGAAGCCUAAACAAAUAAAAACGUAACAAUAAAGUCACUAUAUAAUUUUUGGACCUCUUCAUACAAAAAAAAAAAAAUGCAUCAUCAAUGAAAUUCCAUUGGAACCGAAAAGUGGCUUGAUUUAGAAACAAGAGUCUGCCUUCAAAGCUAAACCAAAAAGAACAGCACCUGUUCAUCCAUCUGCAUAACAGAGGAGCUACUUCCUGUGAGAGUCCUUAAAGCCAUGCAGCUGAGCAAUCAAGUAGAUAUCUCAAAUAAAAUCAGGGCUUCAGUUUUUGUGUUUGAUCAAAAGGGUACUUGGCUUCCAUUAUUCUGACGGAUCAAAGGCAUAAUGAUGGCGAAAAAAAACAACAACUUUUACUGUGGAUUUUUGGCCUUUAACGUUGUUCUACAUAUCUGUGCCCUUGUUAAAAGGGAGAUGCAUUUUUAUGGGUCAUAAACAUGGUGGCCGCUCUUGACGUGGCAUUUAGCUAUAGAUGGAUGUAAGCCUUUGCCUUUGACCCUUCCACCAAAUUUCCUGGUUGGUCAGGGGGUCUUCUGCUUUAGAUCGAAACACCGCCGUUAACUUCUGUAUCAGAGGGCGGCGCAUUGCGAAAUCAAGAGGAAUUGAAAGUGUGGUACCACCGACUCUCUUUUAAGCGCAGGGCUCAUGUAGCACACGGGAUACCACCAUGUGGCGUCUCUCAUAGCUGCCUCAACAUACGUGGCCAGUGUUUACGCUUGACUAUGCUCCCUAAAGAAACUUGAAGGUGUGCGAGGUGUACGGAGUUUUAGGAAAUAGAUCUAGAGUCAGAAUGCGGUGAUGUGUGAAUGCGUGGCGUGAAACUUGCGAUUGAUGGGUGUGUGAAGAAACUAAUCGGGGUUAAAGGGCUUUUCGAAUGAUGCCGGUGGAGGGAAAUUCAUGAGGAUGUGAUCAUGUCGUUUGUGUCUGUAGCAAUUACUUUGCAAGGUUUUUUUUCCCCCACAAAAGUGAUAAAAGGGAAAGCUGGGAUAGCGGCGCUUCUGGGCAACUGAUGUUUUGGCAAUACACAGGGGGCUCGUCCGGGAUGGUUAACACUGUUUGUCACUCAUCCUUGUUUCUUUUAACGGUCUUAAUCCUGUAUCAGCUGUGUUGGUUCCUGCCGACAAUUCGGUAUAUUCAACAGUAUUCAAGAGGAAAUAAUCAAUCAAAUCCCGAUGACAACGAACCAGUACAGUUUAACUUGGGUUUUACACAAUGCUAAAAUGUAAGAAAAAUGAAGAGCUGAAGGAAAUUGUACCUCUUUAAAGGUCUGGAGGAAAACUAAAUCUUAAAUAAAAGACGAAAUGUCA
Carassius gibelio (silver crucian carp) is the source of this 4219-nucleotide messenger RNA. RefSeq names its product CCR4-NOT transcription complex subunit 4. The record is from RefSeq and is a predicted model, not a curated record. NCBI's taxonomy places the organism in Eukaryota, Metazoa, Chordata, Actinopteri, Cypriniformes, Cyprinidae. The transcript is spliced from 13 exons. The coding region runs from base 262 to 2649 and encodes 795 amino acids. Gene Ontology annotation, cellular component: CCR4-NOT complex. Gene Ontology annotation, biological process: protein ubiquitination. Gene Ontology annotation, molecular function: ubiquitin-protein transferase activity; metal ion binding; RNA binding.